CCGCCGGCGGGGGCCGCCGGGAGCGGGGGUGGGGUCGGUUUAAACGGUUUGGCCGCUCGGCCGGGCCGGCGGGUUGGAGCCCCCCCUCAGCGGGGAAUAGGCCGGCCCGGCCGUCUUUACCACGCGGAGCCAGGCCUGGGCGCUGCGGAGAGCGAGGUUACCUUGUGUUCUUUCAAAAUGAAUGGUGAAGAGGAAGUCUGGGAAAAACUAGAUGCAGAAUUUGAUCACUGUGUUGUGGAUAUAAAGCCUCAUGUUCUAAAACUACAGUGUAGGUCAGAACGACAAAGGUGUGCACUGUGGAUUAAAAAGCUAUGCGAACCCUCAGGAGCAGGCACAGGAGUGGCGGGAAGGAAGAAUAGAAACCUAUAUGCAAAACUUUUGCUCCACAUGCUAAAGCGAGGUGUGCUGGAAGGUCCUUUUACACAUAAACCAGAACCAGGGAUACUGAAGACUUUACCUUCAUACAUGUCAAUUUAUUGUGAUGAAGCAAAUACAAGAGUUCGGAGUAGUAGCCCAGACUGCUUACCUGACUGGGUAGUGGGAGAACUAAGAAACAGUGAAUCUAAGCAGGAAGAAUCAUGGAAGGUAUCAUCUAAAGAGGAAUUACCUUUAGCAACGCCACUUACAUAUGGGGAAAGAUUCAAGUACGAUGGGAAGUCAGCAUUAAGAUCACAUUCUAUGAGUCCUCCUCGCCAGACAGAUAGAGAUAACCUAGCCACACCACUGUCUGACCAUCGUCAUAAAAAACCCAGUUCUUUGGAUGACAGUGACCUUGAAGCACGUCUCAAUAGUUGGAAUCUUGGGUUAGAAAAUCCAAGAUACUUGCGAGAAAAACCGAUGCCAAUGUCUUUGAUGACACCCAAAUUUGGCCUAGGAAAAAGUAGCACUUUCCGUGAUGAACAGACACUAUUUCGAAUGCAUGAAAAAGAGCUGGACAUAAAAAUGAAAAUAGCGGAAGGUAAAUUUCAUGAAGAAAAACUUAAAUUACAGCAGAAGCAUGAUACUGAUAUUCAAAAGAUUUUGGAUAGAAAGAAUGAUGAAAUAGAGGCAUUGAAGUCCCUCUACAAAAACAAACAAAACGAAGCUGAAGAGACGAUCAGAAAACUGGAGAAAAAAGUGCAGACCCUUGUUCGUGAAUCACAAGUCGUCAGAGAAGCAAAAGAGAAGCAGAUUAUGGAGCUGAAGAAGAUGUGUGAGCAAAGCAGUGAUUCUUUGAAAAAUGAGUGGGAGAAAAGGCUUCACAAUGCUGUGGCUGAAAUGGAAAAGGAGAAGUUUAAUAUUCAGAAGAAGCACACAGAAGAUAUACAGGAACUGGUUGAGGACACCAAUGCUUGUCUUAGCAAAAUGGGGGAAGAUUAUAUGGAACAGAUAAAGUCAACUAACCAGACAGUCAAAAAACUAGAGGCUCGUGUCCAGCAGUUGACUGUUGAAGCUGAAAAUAGUAAUUUACAGCGUGAAAAAUUAUCUCAAGAAAAAACUGAUGCAGAACAACGUUACCAGGCAGUACGCUCGGAACUUCAAGAAAUGAAAGCAAGGCACAGCUCACUUCAGAAAGACAAGGACCGUAUUAUACAAGAAUAUGAGGAGAACAUUCAGCAACUACAAAGUAAAUACGAUGUUGAUAUAAAUUUUAUGAAGCAGGAACAUGCUCUCUCUGCAGCUAAGGCAUCUGAUGCAACUGAAGAAUUACAGCAUAGUCUGUCUCAAUUAAAGCAACAGUUACAGGAUUUAGAACAUCAAAGACAGCAACAGCUGAAGGAUCAAGAAUACAAGCUUCAACAGGAAAAACUUCAUUUGGAGCAUGUAUAUGAAAAACAGAUUCAAGACAUCCAGAAUGAUCUUGAUAAAGAAAGAGGAGAUGCUCAAAAGAAAAUUCGCAGACUGGAAGAAGCUUUGAAGGAGAAGGAGGAGCAGCUGACUCGGGUGACAGAGGUACAGAGGCUGCAGGCCCAGCAGGCAGAUGCUGCCCUGGAGGAGUUUAAGCGGCAGGUGGAGCUGAACUCAGAAAAAGUCUAUGCUGAAAUGAAACAGCAGAUGGAAAAGGUUGAAGCAGAUCUAAGCAGAUCAAAAUCGCUCCGUGAAAAGCAAUCCAAAGAAUUCUCCUGGCAAUUGGAAGAGCUCAAGCAAAGAUACGAGCAACAGAUAGUGGAGCUGAAGCUGGAGCAUGAACAGGAGAAGACGCACCUAUUCCAGCAGCACAACGCAGAGAAGGACUGCCUGGUCCGAGACCAUGGACGGGAAAUCGAGAAACUGGAAAAACAGCUUUGCGCUGCCAUGGCAGAGCAUGAGAGUAAAACUCAAGAAUGCAGGAAACGAGACACACAGGUUAUCUGUGAUAUGGAGAACCAAAUCCACAAGCUGAGGGAAGAGCUUGUCCAGGUGAACGCUCAGUGGAAGAAUCAGCUGCUGGAGCUGAACCAUCAGUGGGAAGAGGAGAAGCAGAGGGCAGCUCGAGACCAUGAGACAGCAGUGAAUAAGCUGAAAGUGGAGGCAGAAAAAAUGACAUUAGACCUGAAAAAAUUACAUGUGUCAGAAACAGAGGUGGCCUUGGACAAGGCAAACAGCCGGCUGAAGCAGACUGAGAAGGAGUACAGUCAGAAGCUGGCUAAAUCCUCGCAGAUCAUAGCUGAGCUUAAGACAACGGUUGCGUCCUUGGCGGAGGAGAGCAGCCGGCAGCAGCUCACCGCCCAGCAGCAGCUGCAGGAAGUUGUACAGAAGUUUGAAGAUACGAAGCAGCAGCUGAUAACGGAUAAUGACCGAGCGAUCAAGGUCUUACAAGAUGAAGUGGAGAGUUACCGCCUUCAGGCACGGGCUGCAGAGAAGAAGCUGCAGCGCAGGGAGCUGGAGACCCACGAGCAGAUGACCCACAUACGACAAGAAUAUGAAACCACACUCAAAGGACUGAUGCCAGCAUCUUUGAGACAGGAACUUGAAGACACCAUUGCAUCUUUAAAAUCUCAGGUAAAUAUGCUGCACAAAAGAGUCGCUGUCCUUCAGGAAGAGCUGAAUGCCUGCCACGCCAGAAGGUGGCUGCCGGAGCUGUCGGACUCGUGCGAUUGCCAAACGGACUGCUUUGAAUAGGUUUGAAGAUUUGGCUCUUGUAAAUUAAAAUGCAAAGAUCAGUGGCUCUUUUGUUAGCACAUGAAGUGUAAUGAAGUUCAUGAAAACACAUUCAUUGCUUGUGCCAGCGUGUUUUUAGUUGUAUCUUCCAUGAUUUUUUUUAUCAUUCUCUUACUACAGACUUAACGCUUUCAAUAUACUGUGUGUUUGACGCCGUGCUGAGCUUGCUUACCGAGCGAGUAGUUUCCUCUACUAAUAUUUUUAUUAUUACUUCCCAGUACCAUUCUUUUCACUUUUAUACAUGAAGGAAACUCAGUUUUCUAUUAUUAUUGUCCGAGAUAUUUUAACAUAUUUUGACAUUGUUUUGUGUCCAUGUGUUUACAUAAUAUUAAAAUAUUAUUAUUUUGUACUA
Messenger RNA from Falco peregrinus (peregrine falcon), 3472 nucleotides. It is a transcript of the gene CEP112, whose product is annotated as centrosomal protein 112. NCBI's taxonomy places the organism in Eukaryota, Metazoa, Chordata, Aves, Falconiformes, Falconidae. Bases 178 to 3081 code for a protein of 967 amino acids. The record is from RefSeq and is a predicted model, not a curated record. The transcript is spliced from 27 exons.